AUGGCGGCGGCCAAGCGCUACAGCGCCGGCGGCCCGGGGCGGCUCGAGCCGCUUUCGUUAGGCUUAGCCCUCGCGGUCCUGGUCCUGUGCAGGACAGCCGCGGAGGCCGCCGAAAAGGGUGCAGAGCUCAGAUGCCAAGACGGCUGGUCACAAGACGGCGUCUACUGUUACAAAUUCUUCAGCAAUCAGCAUUCUUGGCGGAGAGCUGAGGAAGUCUGCCGCAGGUACGGCAGCCAACUAGCUUUAAUAUUAAAUUACAAUCAAAACAAUUUCACAAGAGGCCUUGCCGCGACGGGUCUCAAGGAAGUACCUCAAAGUGCAUACUGGAUAGGCCUUAGGUCCGUGGAUGACCUUUCCACAAACACCCUGGAGUCAUCCAGUGGCUACUUCAUCCCAAAGUAUGUGGGCUACUGGGCCCUGAACCAGCCAAGGCCCAAGGAUGGGCAGUGCGUCCAAGCCAGGAUGACUGAGCGCACGCAGGAGUGGCACUUGGCACCCUGCGAAGCUCUGCUCCCCUUCAUCUGUCAGGUCCCGGCUUGCCCAGAAGGGUCCUUUCUCUGCAGCAAUGGAAGGUGCCUCAACAGAAAAUGGAUGUGUGAUGGCCAAGACGACUGCGGUGAUGAGUCUGAUGAAAUGAACUGCCCCCAAUCGUGCCACUUCUACAUGCAAAGCUCAGGUGAUUCCAUCCAGUCUCCAAACUAUCCAAACAAAUACGAGCCAAACCUUGACUGCAAAUGGACCUUGGAAGGACCCCUUGGAACCGGUGUUGUGUUACAGUUUUCAGAGUUUGAGACUGAAGCCAACUUCGACACCGUCCAAGUGCUUUCUGGGGGAAGGACGGAAGAGUCCAGCGUAUCUCUCGUGACCCUGUCCGGAAAGCAAGAUCUCAAUGCCAAGUCUUUCAUGACAGCCUCCAAUCUCAUGAUCAUCAAGUUCAGAACCGAUGCGUCAGCUGAGAAGAGAGGCUUCCGGGCCAGCUGGAAAACAGAGCCUGUUAAGUGUGGAGGAGAGCUCAUGGCACAGCCCAGCGCGCAGGUUCUGAACUCUCCAAUGUACCCCGAGCCCUACCCUGGCGGACUGGAAUGUCUGUGGGUCAUCACUGCACCAGCCAGCAAGAUUAUAUCUCUCGAGAUUGUCGACCUGGAUCUGGAGCCAGCCAAGGACUCCAUCUUGGUCAGGGACGGUUCCCUCCCAUCCGAUCCGCUGCUGAACACCCUGACGGGGCCAGCCACCGAGAACCCGCAGUUCAUCAUGUCGACGCGAAAUCGCCUCUACCUCUACUUCCGUUCCAGCUUCGGAGACAGCCGAAAGGGAUUCUCCAUUCGGUUCCGUUCUGGUUGUGAAGUGGACAUUGCGUCCACGUCAGGAAACGUCUCCUCCCCCGCAUUCGGCGUCGAUAAGUACCCGCCCAACCAAGUGUGUGCCUAUCGGAUAACCAGGCCAGGAGGAGGUCCCGUGUCCCUCAAGUUUGAGAAGUUUGCCGUGGCUCCGGAUGACUUUGUACAGAUCUAUGAUGGUCCUGACACCAGAAAUGGCAUUCGGCUACACCCAGGCCAGGGCUACACUGGCACAAAUCGGCCGACACUUACCCUGACUGCAAGCAGUGGUCAGAUGUUUGUUACCUUCACCAGUAAUCCACUCAACACAGCUGCAGGAUGGCUGGCCAGCUUCAGUGCCGACUGCCCGCUCCUGACUGUGGGAGAGGGAGCCCUGGCCUCCAGUCGAGAGACGACUUUCGGCGCCAAGGUGACCUACGUUUGCCCUGCGGGCCAGGAGUUCAGCAACGGGAUGUCCAAGAUUGUGGCCGAGUGCAUGCCUGGGGGAAAGUGGAGCGUGGGCUCCAUUCCAAGGUGUCAGGAGCGCUACUGCGGAGCCGUCCCUCAAAUCGAUAGCGGCUUUGCCGUGGCUGCCACCAACGUGACGUACCGCGGACAAGCCACCUACCAGUGCUAUGCGGGCUUCGCCUUCACGGGGGGCUUCCCCACCCAGACCAUACGCUGCAACGAAGAGGGCAACUGGGUGAACCUGCCCACCUGCCUGGCCUCCUCCUGCCCACCCCUGCCGGAGGCACCCCAUACCGUGCACACCAUCCUCAAUGGUGGUGGCAAAAACUACGGCACCGUGGUGCGCUUUGAGUGCGAGCCCGGCUACCACAGGACGGGGUACCCAGUCAUCGUGUGCAAAAGCGACGGCCAGUGGUCUGCCGCACCGCCCACCUGCAAACGAGCACAGUGCCUUGACUUGCCAGCUAUCGAAAAUGGAUUUGUGAUGGAUGCUAGAAGGGCCUACUACUUUGAGGACGAAGCUAAAGUCCAGUGCCACAAAGGCUACAGACUGGAGGGAAAUCAUGUCAUCACAUGCGGACCCAACCAGACGUUCACCAACCUGCCCACCUGCCGAGACAUCAACGAGUGUGCAUCCUCGUCAGCUUGCGACUCUGCUUCCACAAUCUGCACCAAUACUUCUGGUGGAUUCUUCUGCAAGUGCAAAAAAGGAUUUGAGCCAAACCUGGACUGCAGGCCAGUGGGUGACCUUGGCCUGAGUAAUGCUGCCAUUCCCGACACCAGUAUCAAAGUAUCUGGCACAGAGGGUGGCUACCACAAGAAUAAUGUGCGCCUGGAUGGUCCGAGGGGUUGGUGCGGCAACAUCCCGAGAUCGGGCGAGAACUGGGUUCAGAUUGACUUCAGCGCUCCGACAGUUGUCCGAGGAUUCAGGACUCAGACGGUGGUCCGUGACGACGGCUCCCAGGCCUUCCCACUCAGCGUGCGCAUCCAGUACACCGACGACCUCACCGACCUCUUCAAGGACUUCGCUGACCCCAGUGGAAAAGCGCACGAGUUCCGUCUGACGCCCAACGGAGGGUCUGGGCUCGCCGUGGUGAACCUGCCGCUUCCCUUUGAGGCCCGGUAUGUCAGGGUGCUCAUCGUGGAGUACGUCGGAGCUCCCUGCAUGCGCCUGGAGCUCAUGGGCUGCUCACGUCAGGACUGUCUAGACAUCAACGAAUGUGUGCACAAGAACGGUGGCUGUGACCAACGCUGCAUCAACAGCCCAGGCAGCUUCAACUGCCUCUGCAAUGUUGGAUACGACCUCUACACGUCCAAUGGCACCAAUGGUUUCGCAAUUGUCGCCAGUGAGACGGGCACAAAGGAUGGAGACAUGUACCGCAUUAACAAGACCUGCGUCCCCAAAAUGUGCUCAACCUUGGACAACCCCCUCAACGGCCAGAUCCUGUCCACAAAGUCGCUGUACCACUUCGGCGACACCGUCCACUUCCAGUGCAACUUUGGCUACAUCAUGAUUGGCACCACAACCCUGACUUGCACCAGCGGAGGAAACUGGAAUGGAACCGUGCCAAGCUGCCAGAUCGCGACCUGCCCUGUCCUCGACGACGACGCAACACAGGGACUCUCCGUUCGCUCCAACGCAGCAGCGGACCAUGUGGUAUUCAAGAAGAAUGUGACUGUCACCUGCAACGAAGUCGGCAGGCCGCUGAGAGAGACGGCCACUGCGGGCUUCAGGCAGUGUGUGUACAACCCGUCGGACGGCAGGGCGGACUACUGGCUCUCGGGUGCACCACCGGAGUGCCGAAGAACUGACUGUGGCACACCCCCAGACACCAUAGGUGCAACGUACGGCUUCCACGUGGACACUAAAUACCGUGCCAGCUUCUUCUUUGGGUGCGAGGACACCUUCACCCUUGUGGGCAAGAGCAAGCUCAACGACAAUGUCAUCCGUUGCCAGGAAGAUGGAACUUGGGAUUUCGGAGACCUGAGAUGCGAAGGACCCGUGUGUGACGACCCUGGUCGACCUCCGGAUGGUUAUCAGAUUGCCACGAGCUUCGAGCAGGGCUCCGAGGUGCUCUUUGCCUGCAAUCGACCCGGAUAUGUGCCUUACACUACGGACCCCAUCACCUGUGUUAAGAGUGCUGAGUGCAAGGUCGUAAAGCCCCUCGGACUGGCAGCUGGAACCAUCCCAGACAGUGCCAUCAAUGCUACUUCUCAUAGGAGUAACUACGAACCCAAGAACAUUCGUCUCAACAGCGCGACAGGCUGGUGUGGACAACAAGAAGCCUUUACUUACGUAACGGUGGACAUGAAGAAAAUAUUCCACAUCAAGGCCAUUCUCGUCAAGGGCGUCGUCACAAAUGAUGUUGUAGGGCGUCCCACUGAACUGCGCUUCUUCUACAAGACCAGAGAAAACGAGAACUUUGUGGUCUACUUUCCCAACUUCAACCUGACCAGCCGAGACUCCAAGAACUACGGUGAGCUGACGGUGAUUCCCCUGCCCCUGAGCGUGCGAGCCCGCUACGUCAUCUUGGGAAUAGUGUCCUACAACAAAAAUCCCUGCCUCAAGUUCGAGCUGAUGGGCUGCGAGGAUACCGAGGAAGAUGUCUUGCUUGGCUACGACAGCGGCUACCCCAUCUGCGUUGACAGGGAACCCCCAACAUUCCUGAACUGCCCCACACACCCUUUGGUGCUGGAACGGACUCCUUCCGGCCACGUCCCAGUCAACUUCUCCAUUCCGAAGGCCAUUGACAACUCUGGACGUAUUGCUCGCUUCGAGGUCCGUCCACUGGGCUUCAGGCCACCUGCCGUGGUCUUUGAGGACAGCGUUGUGGAGUACCUGGCUUACGACUUUGAUGGAAAUGUUGCUGUGUGCACCAUCAACAUCACGGUGCCAGACUACACACCACCAUCGCUUACCUGCCCCCAGUCGUAUGUCGUUGAGCUCACUGAGCGUCAGGAGAGCUACCUCGUCAACUUCAAUGAGACCCGGCGUUUCAUCAAUGCCACGGACAAGUCCGGAAGCGUGGACAUCACCCUGACACCCGAGAGUGCCGUCAUACCCAUUGGUGGAUAUCGAAACGUCACCGUCACUGGCACCGAUCGCUUCGGCAACCAAGCCUUCUGCUACUUCCAGGUGUCCGUGCAGGCAACAACCUGUGUGGCAUGGUCGCUGGCGCCACCGACCAAUGGGGUGGUGAACUGCCUGCCAAAUGAGGAGAACACUGGCUAUCGUUGCCUGGCCACCUGCAACAACGGUUUCAAGUUCACAGAUGGGGAACAGGCCAAGACCUACGAGUGUGCCAACAAGGAGCAGUGGAGCCCAAGCUCCAUCAUCCCGGACUGUGUUCCUGAAGACACCAACCAGGCUGCCUACGACGUGAUUGCCUCGGUGGAGUACAGAGCGGGCGGAGCGUUGUCGGCAGUGUGCCUCAACCACUACGUCAGCUACGUAUCCACCUACUACAGCUCCCUCAACCGGCUCCUUUCCGAGCGCUGCUCCGCCAUCAAUGUGCAGAUGGACAUCUCUUUCCACAACACCAGCAUCAGGACAAGGGGCGAAAACGAGAUCACCAUCGGAUACACCCUGCGGAUCGUGCCCGUGGUGCGCCAGCGCUUGCUGUACGACUUGUGCGGCUCCACCCUGGGCCUCAUCUUCGACCUGAGUGUACCCAGCACCUCGGCGGUCAUCGAGCCCAUCCUCAACAUCAGCGCCCAGAACGUGGGAGGCCAGUGCCCCACCAUCCAGGCCAUACGUUCAGCCGUCGACCGCGGCUUCAACUGCGAAGCAGGGGAGGUCCUCAACCAAGACGUUCAGGGACAAGUGCCACGCUGCCUCCACUGCCCAGCCGGGACCUUUGCCUCUAAGGAUGAGAAGUGCACAUUCUGCAGCAGAGGCUUCUAUCAGGACCUGACUCGUCAGUCUUCCUGCAAGCGUUGCCCCCUGGGAACCUACACACGAGACGAGGGAAGCAAGAGCCUCACCGAGUGCAUCCCUGUCUGCGGCUUCGGCACCUACUCGCCGACGGGUCUGGUGCCCUGCCUCCAGUGCCCGGCCAACACAUUUGCUGGAACUCCGCCAAUGGAUGGUUUCAAGGAGUGCCAGCGCUGCCCUGCAAACACCUUCACCUACACUCCUGGAGCAGACUCUCUCUCCUCGUGCAAACCACGUUGUCCUCCCGGCACGUACUCGGAGACCGGUCUGGAGCCCUGCUCGCCAUGCCCCGUCAACUUCUACCAGCCUCAGGACGGCCAGACCAGCUGCGUCAAGUGCGCUCCCAACCAGAAGACUGCCAGACCGGGGGCUCUCAGCCCCGAGGCAUGCUCUCCCGUGCACUGCAACCCGAGCAUCUGCAAGAACGGAGGCCUCUGCGUGGCCCAGAACCAUGAGGCUCUCUGCUACUGCCCGGCGGGCUUCACUGGCCAGUUCUGCGAGACCGACAUGAACGAGUGUGACAGCAUGCCCUGCUACAACGGCGGCACCUGCCUGGACCACCCGCAGGGAUACACCUGCAAGUGUGCCCCAGGCUACAGUGGCCUGCAGUGCCAGCUGGAGAAGAGCGACUGCCUGAACAACACCUGCCCUGACCGCGCCAUGUGCCAGGACAUGCCCGGCAUUGGUACCGUCAACUGUCUGUGCCGCUCCGGCUACGAGGGACCCACAUGCAACAUCACCGUCAACCCUUGCACCGUCGGGGACAGCCCCUGCGCCAACGGAGGCCUCUGCAUUCCCCUGCUGCAGGGCCGCUACAAGUGCCAGUGCCCGCCAGGAUGGGCCGGACCCAUGUGCCAAGAGAAUGUCGACGACUGUGCCGAGAACCCUUGCCUACUGGGCGCCAACUGCACCGACCUGGUAAACGACUUUGUGUGCGACUGCCCCCCGGGCUUCACGGGCAAGCGGUGCCACCAGAAAGUGGACCUGUGCGGGGUGGACCCCUGCGUGCACGGGGUGUGCGUCGACCGCCUCUUCUACAGCGAGUGCCUCUGCCAGCCCGGCUGGGAGGGGCAGACCUGCGAGCGCAACGUGGACGACUGCCUCAGCAGUCCCUGCGCCAAUAACGGCGUCUGCAUCGACGCCGUGGACGGGUUCCGCUGCCAGUGCGACACCGGCUACACGGGAUCUCGGUGCCAGCACACCAUCGACGACUGCGAGUCUUCGCCCUGCCAGAACGGGGGCUCCUGCUUCGACCAGAUUGAAGGGUUCAUCUGCCAGUGCAGACCAGGCUAUGUGGGGCUCCAAUGCGAAGCGGAAGUGGACGAGUGCAUCAGCAGCCCCUGUUAUCCGACAGGCACCGAGCGAUGUGUGGAUACAGACAACUCCUACAAGUGCAUCUGCAACCCUGGUUACACUGGCGAACUGUGCGAGGUAAACAUAAACGAGUGCGAGUCCAACCCAUGCCUGAAUGACGGCAAGUGCACAGACUCUAUCAACGGCUACAAGUGCUACUGUCCGCCCGGCUGGACGGGAGAGCGUUGCGAGGUGGACGUUGGUGGUUGUUCUUCAGAUCCUUGCCUCAAUGAUGCGCGGUGCAUAGACCUCUUCGAAGACUACUUCUGCGUCUGCCCUUCGGGAACUGAUGGCAAGCGCUGCCAGACCUCCCCCCAACGGUGCAUUGGCAACCCAUGCACGCAUGGAGGGACCUGUAGAGACUUUGGCAGUGGCCUCAACUGCACGUGCCCCGCGGGCUACAGCGGUCAUGGCUGCCAGUACGAGCACAAGGCGUGUGCCGACGUGUGCCGCAAUGGUGCCACCUGCCACGAGGUGGGGGGCACCUACCACUGCACGUGCGCACCGGGAUUCACGGGCCCCCACUGCGAGGACGACAUCCAGGACUGCACCCCGUCCUCCUGCCCACCCAGCGCCACCUGUGUUGACCUCACGGGAAGCUUCUACUGCAAGUGUCCCUUCAACCUCACGGGAGAGGACUGCCGCAAACCCAUCAACAUAGACUACGACCUGUACAUCAACGACGAAAGCCGCUCGUCAAGUGCAGCUCUUGCCACAUCCUUUGAACUGGGGUCCAACAGCCUAACCAUCGCCAUGUGGAUUCAGUACAACACGCCCAGUUCCAUUGGAUCAUUCUUCACCCUCUACAGUGUCGAGUCACCCUACCUACCGGUUGGAAAGCGCAAGCUGGUCAUGGCAGAUGACACGGGCAUCAUGGUAUCGCUGUUCCCAGACCUGACCUCGGACAUCUACAUCCCCUACUUAGACAACGUGCCCAUCAACGACGGACAGUGGCACCAUCUGGUGGUAAUCUGGGACGGCAACCAGGGCACCCUCACACUCAUCACGGACACCGCUGUGGCUGGCAUGGUCACAGGCUACAUUCACGAUGAACAACUGCCAGAUUUCGGAUGGGUCAGCCUGGGCGCCCCUCUCAAUGAAGAAGACAAAGCAACCGCUGGCAGUGGCUUCCACGGACGCAUCAGCAGGGUCAAUGUCUGGAAUCGUGCACUGGACUUCACCUCCGAGAUUCCGCACCAGUUCCGCAGCUGCAAGAACGCCCCGGUUCUAUUUGACGGGCUGCUGCUCAGGUGGACUGGCUACGAUAGGGUGGACGGCACUGUAGAAAGGCAAGGCCCGGGUAAGUGUGGCCAGCGUGUGUGCGGCAUUGGCUUCACGGGCGACGAGUGCCGUGUCCGUCAUCAAGACAAGACGCCCCCCAAGACUGUCUAUUGCCCUCCCGACAUGUGGGUGGUGACUCCCAACAACUCGGUCGUUCUCCAGUGGGAAGAGCCCCGGUUUUCGGACGACUACGGCACGCUUCGUGUGUAUGAACGAAACAAUGUUAGGACAGGACAAGCGUUUAUGAAGGGAACGUACGACUUAUCCUACGUCGCACUCGACGAGGCUGGAAACGCGGCCCAGUGCGACUUCAGGAUACACGUCCUUAAUGAAUUCUGUCCUCUGCCGACGCCUCCGCUGGGUGGUCAGCGCCACUGCUCUGACUGGGGACCGGGUAGCAGGUUCAAGAUGUGUACCAUCAGCUGUGAGGAUGGCCAGGAAUUCAGCCAGCCCAUCCCGGAGUUCUAUGUGUGCGGAGCAGAAGGCUUCUGGCGACCCAGUGACAGCCCUGGAGAACAGCUGACGUUCCCUGCUUGCUCGCCAAAGAGGCCCGCGCAGCGUAUUUUCCGCCUCAACAUGAACUUCCCGUCGUCGGUCGUCUGCUCCGACUCUGGCAAGAAGAUCCUGCACUCCCGUAUCCUCGACAGCCUUCUUCAGGUGAACCGCAACUGGCGCAUCUGCGUGGACCAGUCCCCUGGGUCGUGUAAUGGCAUCCAAGUCAAGGUGGGCUGCAACAAGCACCCACGCAUUGUUCGACGCCAGCUGGAUGACAACGACGUGUACAAUGUGGAGGUCUCCUUCCCGGCCCACAAUGACCCAGUGGUGAAUGUCAACACCCAAGAGAAGUCAACAGUCAAGAAGAUAGUGGAGAAUGCUGUCCUGCAGCAGAGUGCCUUUGAUGUGCGGGACACCCUACCCAAUGUCUCUCCGGACUUAACAUCCCUCAACAUGGUCACCGACUAUGCAUGCCCGGCGGGAGAAGUCGUUGUUGCACCAUUCUGUGUGAAAUGCUCCCUGGGCACCUACUACAACAAUGCCACCCAGACGUGCCGAUCAUGUCCAGUGGGAUUCUAUCAGAACGAUGUAGGCCAGCCAUCCUGCAAGCCUUGCCCCACCAUCGCUGGCAAGCAGGGAGUUACGUCGGCCCCUGGAGCACGCUCCGCUGGCCAGUGCAAAGAACGGUGCUCAGCUGGCAAAUUCUUCGAUGAACCUCUGGGACUGUGCCGUUCCUGUGGCUAUGGGCUCUAUCAACACCGUGAGGGCUCCUUCUCAUGCCAGUCCUGUGGGCCAGGUCUCACCACAAGAACCAACGAGGCAGUUUCAGUUCAGGAGUGCAGAGAGGAGUGUGCCGCGGGACUGCAGCUCUCCCUGACUGGCCAAUGCGACCCCUGCCCCAGAGGAUCCUACAGAACCAGAGGCAUGGCAUCCUGCCACCAGUGCCCGCCGGGCAGGACAACUCCAAACUUUGGAUCGAUCAGCAUCGACCAGUGCUCCCUCGAGGUGUGUCGCGUGGGCCACUACCUCAACGGCACGAACGAGCAGUGCAUGCCAUGCCCAAAGGGCAGCUACCAGGACGAGGAGCAGCGGGACCUGGAGUGCAAGGCAUGCCCCACAGACACCACCACGGACGGCGUGGGCUCCACAAGCCGCAGCCAAUGCUCCGACCCCUGCCUGGUCAACGGGGAGCUCAGGGACUGCGAGGAGCACGCCUUUUGCGUCUUCGUCGAGGAGAAGCAGGACCACGAAUGCCGCUGCAUGCCUCGCUUCAGGCCCAACAACGACUCGGGAGAGUGUGUCGGUGUUUGCGAGGACUACUGCGAAAACGGAGGCCGUUGCGAAAUCAGCCAGGACACCAGCGAGCCACGAUGCGCGUGCCAGGGCAACUUCUAUGGCGACCGGUGUGAAAAGAAAUCGGAGUUUGUCUACAUUGUGGGAGGCAUUGCCGGAGCAGUCAUCUUUGUUAUCCUCAUCGUCCUCCUUAUCUGGAUGAUCUGCGUCAGAACGUCAUGGAAGAAUAAGCCCAAGAAGUUGCCCCAGCCCCCUCCCAUGGACAUCAGCGGAUCCCAGUCCAACUUCUACUAUGGAGCACCCGCACCGUAUGCCGAAAGUAUAGCGCCUUCUCACCACAGCACUUACGCCCAUUAUUACGACGAUGACGACGACGGAUGGGAAAUGCCAAACUUCUACAACGAAACCUACAUGAAAGACGGACUACACAACGGCAAGAGCGGGACCUUGGGCCGCAGCAAUGCGAGCAUCUAUGGCACCAAAGAAGACCUGUAUGACAGGUUGCGCCGGCAUCAGUACCAGGGCAGCAAAAAAGACACAAGUGACAGUGAAGACCAAGGACAAUAGAGUUAUCCAUCCUCAUGAAAAAAGAUCACCAUCCAGCAUCCUGGAACACACUUCUCAUUUACGUCUCCUUGAUAUGCUCCUAUUUUAUUUGAAGAAGCAGCUUUCUCAUCGAACCCUAUAGGCCGUCCAAGCCACCAACCGCAUGACCGUGCCAGAACCACUACCAGUGCUUCCACAUUCUACAACCAAAUCCAUUUCAAUGUGUGCAGAAUACGACACAGUCAGCACAAACACGAUCACCAUGUUUUUCUAUUUUUCUGUCACUGCCGAACGACUGCCAUCAGAUAUACUGGCAUAGUGGAAUCUGUUCAUCCUGGACCCUAACUGGCAGCAAAUUUUUUUUUCGUUCGACAUUAAGCUGUAUGAAUAAAGAGUGAAAAGCAUGAAUGUCGUGUUUGCGCCAACAGUGUCAUGCCUUGCACCUCUGUGGCAACCUAGUGCUUCGGCAUUUAUGAAACUAUCAGUGCUGCUGUUUUUACAUUGUUUUUUUCUUUUACACAUCAAGCUACUGACUCUGAAAGAAGGUAGCAGAAUGUUGCGUUCUCCUUUUCCAACUGUUUUGUUACGCUUAGUUUAUUUAAUUGAACUUAUAAAAGAGAGCUUUUUCUCCCUCGAUGGCGUGGCAAACAGUGAUGUCUAUGCUCAACCCGUUUGUUAUUCCCAGGGAACACGCCGUCCUAUGGACUAUGCCAACUGAUCAAAGUUGAGACUAAAACCCACGUUGUGGGAUAGUGUUUGAUGCGAGAUGCCCCAAUAAUUUCGGUCACAAGAAGGAGAGGUGUAUAUAAUAGCCUAUUUUAUUGCCAACAGGGGGUCUACUACAACUUCUGUGUAGAUAGGUUUCUCAAAACUCUUGAUUGUGCCACUUCAGCUAAUUCCAGUCUUUACAAGAUGUGUUUCUGUUUCUGUAAAUAUUGUGGUAAAAAAAAAGGUGUGCCCAUUUUCCUUUUGUACUGAGCUUGCAGUCCCUGCUGUGAGCAGUCAAUGACACUGUUGAUGGGUGACUAUUGAGUAUUUGAUGGGGUUGACGAACUAAAAAAAUAGUAGUGGGGGCUGUUUCUUAAGGUGGUAAGCGUCAAAUAUGUGUUGCCUGGAGUAACAGUUAAUGUAAUGAUGUACUCCAGUUUGUGAUGCAACUUCUUUACGAGCAGAUUUAACACUCUGACGCACAUGCUAGGUGUAAGACUGUUUUCUGUGCACGUUUUUGUGCACUGUAGCUAAACACAGUUUUGAGUCCCCCUUUUAUUUUUUUCAUCGUCUUGGUUGAGAAUGAUUGGUCCACUAAACUAUCGCCAUGUUACUAUGCCGUGUGCGUGCGUAUGUAUGUAUGUUGUACAGCAAAUCUUGUUUGAUUUUUUUUUUCUUGAUGAGUUGUAUCACCCCAAAGUAUGGGUAUGGAGUGAGACAAUAAAAUAUUUUUUUUU
Messenger RNA from Ixodes scapularis (black-legged tick), 12131 nucleotides. RefSeq lists its product as uncharacterized. Gene Ontology annotation, molecular function: Notch binding; calcium ion binding. Bases 1 to 10707 code for a protein of 3568 amino acids. The transcript is spliced from 58 exons. The record is from RefSeq and is a predicted model, not a curated record. NCBI's taxonomy places the organism in Eukaryota, Metazoa, Arthropoda, Arachnida, Ixodida, Ixodidae. Gene Ontology annotation, biological process: Notch signaling pathway.